Molecule: messenger RNA, 2337 nt
Organism: Gigantopelta aegis
Lineage: Eukaryota; Metazoa; Mollusca; Gastropoda; Neomphalida; Peltospiridae
Exons: 2
Coding region: 84-1802 (572 amino acids)
Source: RefSeq, a predicted model, not a curated record
UGUCGCCAUUACGGAAAAAUCUGUCAUGGAAGACGUUAUUCGUAGAAUUUGUUAUCUGAAUCAAAUAGUAAAUUUUUAUCAUCAUGCAUCGUCCACGAUAUCGACGUACUUUUAGUGAAAUGAACAAGAUGUCAGAUGGUGUGGAUCAGGUUUCAACUCAUCCUUGUCACCGUCUCAGCAUUCCUUCUGCUCGGGUCUUCUGGUGUCGACACUGCAUGCAACAGUUUGAAGAUCCCAUUUCCAGAUGGAGACACAGCAAGACUUGCAAACCAAGCAAGUGUCCGUACAGUAUGAGUCAGAAGGUUGACAAGGAGGCUGAUGCACUGAGACUUGCGACCGGUGGAGAAAUACUGCUGAAACCAAAGUCGGAACUCUCGGUCUCUAACAAUUUACCCUAUCAGUGCUACAUCUGCAAGAAAGCUUUUGAUAGCCUGCAGCGGAUGCGGAUGCACGUUCGAUAUCCAUGCAAUCGAGUGGGUGACAUUCAGUCCCCACCUUUGGAAGCUGAAGAUGAGUACGUCAUUGCAUCAAGGAAAAAGGAAUCCGACUGGCAAACGAAGUAUAACAUGUUCUGCUCCAAUGAAUCAGAGUUUCACAGUAGUUCAUCUGUGCCAGUUCAUGUUAUUCCCAAUAUGUCUUGUGAAACUGAUGUAGAAACGUCUUCCUGCAGCUUUUAUCCUGGUGCUGUCAGUUCAAACGUCACUGAGGAGCAGUUGUUUGUUGCAAACACUGAGCCGGUUAUACAGGAGGAUCACGAUCAACCGGACAUCAUGAGUGUCUGUGAGACAGUGGUGUCUUCAACCCCAGACGAGACCACCUCUAUCUCUAGUAACCAGGAGAAAGUCAUCACGGUGCAAGGCAUCGAGAUGUUCGGAACAAACGAUGAACUCUAUUUGAGCGAGUUGCUGAUGCAGCUCUCACGUGGAGGCUUCUUGUUCCAGAAUGAUGCAAAUAAGGACGGCUCACAGCAGAGUGGUGCUGAACAACAACAGCAGGUCGAAGUUGUUAUUCAAAAUCAGGGUGAGGGCAUUGGCCAAGGCAAAGGGGACAUUCAGGUGAUUGUCAAACAAGAGCAGAUACCACAGGAUAUUCACAGUCAGAACGUGUUUGAAGCAGAAACGGUGGGGGACGCGGGUAGUUCUUGCAGACUGGAGCCAGCCGAGAACAGUGAGGUGGAUGAACGGUACCCAAGUGUGGAAGUUGUUACUUCUGCCAAAACAAACCAGCUGCGCAUAUUGGCAGCUGUGACUCAGGACGAUUUACACCAGAUUGAGCAGAACCAGCAAAUUGUAAACGACAUGUCCAGUGCAGCGAAUGUUUAUUCUCAUCAAAAUGUGACUUACCAUUCUGGUGCCUUUACCUCUGGUGAACAUGUUUCCGAUCAAAAUCCAGAGGAAUUUGUUUCGAAUCAGUUAUCGCUUUUAGCAUCGGUAACUUCUGAACGGUUGCAAAGUGUUGCCACUGAGAAAACUGAAACAUGUUUAAUCCAAGGUGAACCAAAUACCGUGGAUGUUCAGGAGAAUAACGUAUUAGUGUCUACCCAAGAAGAGACUGUUGGUAUUGACUCAGGAGAUGGACUAAAACAGGAGAAUAGUGUUAAGGGCAUCGCUAUCACAGAUGCUAGUUGUUCUGCUCAAUCUAUUGUUUUACCUAUAGCAAAUUCAACUGAAAAUGUGCUUACUAACCAAGACUUCAACACUGAGUCAGUUAUUACUGAUAAUGAAGAGUCUCAGAAACGUAAAUACUCUAAUUGUGAUAGUGGUGAAGACUUCAGCAAGAGACAUAAGCCUGAAUCAGUUUGAUAUAGGUCAUUCGUUUUGGGCAUUCUUUGCACACAGAUAUAUAUAUAUAUAUUUUCUUUUUUUAAUUAAUGUUGGCUAUUCGGUUUAUAAAUUGAUACUGAAGAACAUUAUUGCCUUUAGUCUUGUAGAUACAUGCAUGUACUUGUUUCAGUUGGCGAGAAAAUAUUGUUAGCUGUUUAGCUAAUUUUAUUUAAAAAUCAGUUUGUCUUAGUUAAGCAAAUUACGUACAGGUAAGAAAUUCAAGGGUACCACAAAUGGUAUAUAGCCGUGUCCUUUGUUAUUAAAAAUAAUUAAUGAUGUUAUUAUGUGUCUUUCUGAUAAAGCAUCAUUAUUUUUUUCAUUGAAGUGGCCAAAAACCUUCAAAAACAGCAUGGCUUAUCUGCCUUUUUAAAAUGGGGCUGUGAAGUCCAAAAUCCAAUAUACCGGCCUCGGUGGCGUCGUGGCAGGCCAUCGGUCUACAGGCUGGUAGGUACUGGGUUCGGAUCCCAGUCGAGGCAUGGGAUUUUUAAUCCAGAUACCGACUCCAAACCCUGAG